GAAGAAAGUCAUACGAUAUUUUUUGGGAAGUACGCGAGCACACAAUUACCCCGCUCUUGUGACCAAGAUGUUGCACUACUUCCAGAAAAUUGGAGUGAAUAUGUCCCUCAAAAUUCACUUCUUGCAUCACCAUCUCGAAUACUUCAGCAAGCAGCUAGCCUCAGAGUCGGAUGAACAUGGCGAGCGCUUCCAUCAAGUGGCAAUGCCAAUGGAAACGCGAUAUAAAGGCAAAAGGCUCGAUUCGCUGGUGGCUGAAAUUUGUUGGUGGUCGCAAAAGACGUACGAUCCCGACAAUGAAGAUGAAGAAGAAGAAUAUACAAUGGGAGUUUCCUCCGAGGAUGAAGACAGAUCCUCAUCCGAUACAGACUCUGAACAAGUGGGCGAACCACCACGCAAGAAAGUAAAGGGCGCAAACAAACGAAAAUAAGUUUUGCGUUCAUCGAUUUUUAUAACCUAUGUAUCUAUGUAAUAACCUAAUAAU
This is a messenger RNA of Rhagoletis pomonella (apple maggot), 481 nucleotides long. RefSeq lists its product as uncharacterized. The transcript has 2 exons. Bases 68 to 427 code for a protein of 119 amino acids. Lineage: Eukaryota; Metazoa; Arthropoda; Insecta; Diptera; Tephritidae. The record is from RefSeq and is a predicted model, not a curated record.